Molecule: messenger RNA, 5675 nt
Organism: Nezara viridula (southern green stink bug)
Lineage: Eukaryota; Metazoa; Arthropoda; Insecta; Hemiptera; Pentatomidae
Source: the annotation of a GenBank genome assembly
AGAGGGUGGUGGCUGAUAGCUGCCCUAGUCCAUUUGGUCGCUGGUGCACCGGGAUGCGAGGAAGUGCAGCGAGCCGUCGGCUACCCUUGCUCCUGCAGGACCAACUCCGAGGGAGAGAUCUACCUCGACUGCGACAGGGUCAUCCUCGGUGCAGACUUCCCGACGCUGCCUGUCGGAGCGCCCAUCGCAUCCUUCUCGCAGCGGUCAUCGGGAAUCCAGCAUGUUCCAACUCAGGCCUUCGUCCAAGCAGGAAUCCCUCUGCGACGACUGGACCUGACGGACAAUACCAUCCGCAGGCUGAGAGAGCGAGUCUUCAGCGGCGGCCUGGAGCAGACCCUGGAAGAGGUGCGGCUGGCGGGCAACCUCCUCGGGGAUUCCCUCAAUCCCAUCUUCAGCACCUCCCAGUUCCACGGGCUCGCGGGCCUCAGGCUCCUAGACAUAAGGCACAAUUCUAUCAAGGCUUUGGAAGAAGGACUUCUCAAAGGAUGUGACUCGCUUACCGAGCUUUGGUUGGAUGGAAACAGCCUCACGGAAGUUCCUUCAUCAUCUCUAAAUGGCCCUAGAUCUCUCAAACUGUUAUCACUAAGGGAUAACAGAAUAAGCAAUCUGCGAGACAGGAGUUUAAUCAACCAACCCGACUUGGAGAGACUUGACCUAAGUAACAACAGGCUGGCCUCCAUCGAGGAAGGGGCCUUCUUUUCUCUGUCUUCCUUGAAGAGGUUAGACCUUGCAAGGAAUAGACUGGCCAGAUUUAACUCUGAAGUCUUCUCAGGUGCUGAAAAUGUUCAAGAACUUGAUAUAUCUGAGAAUUUCCUGACAGAGUUUCCAGCAGUGGCAUUAAGGCAGUUUACAUCGCUUAAGUAUCUGAAUCUGUCAGCUAAUUUGAUAGAGAAACUGACGAAUACAUUACUCUCACCCGUAAAAGAUUUAGAGCUAUUGGAUCUUAGUAGAAACAACAUUGGAAACAUAGCCCCAGGAACAUUUCUAGGUUUGAGACAGCUAAAACACUUAGACUUAAGCGUUAAUACACUACGCACUGUUGAAGAUGAUGCCUUUGAGGGUUUGGAUAGCCUGGAAAGACUCUCUUUGGAAGAUAACAAUAUCCUCCUGGUCCCUGCUUCAGCUUUGGGCAGACUACCCAGACUUGCACGCCUUCAGCUUGGCUGGAACAGGGUUGCUGCCUUGGACCAUGAUAUACUUGGAGCAGUUGCAGACCGAGUCCAUACUCUUAGCUUGGCAAGGAAUGUUGUUAGAGAGCUGCCUCCAGAUGCUUUCCAGGGUUUCAACAAACUGAAACAUCUUGAUCUGUCUGGAAACCUACUUCUCAGCAUUGAAACUUCUUCAUUUACAGGCCUAGAAGAAAAUCUCGAGUCUCUUAGCCUACGAGGAAACAGACUUUCAGCAUUUUCAACUAAACCACUCCCUCUUCCAAAACUUGUUACCCUAGAUGUUUCUCAUAACCAUAUCACAGAGGUAGCUCGAACAGCUUUCCUUAUGAUGACAUCUCUCUUAGCUCUAAAUGUAAGCCAAAACUCUCUCACCACUAUUCCUUCCAGUACUUUUCACUCCCUUGGGAAGCUUGAAGUACUUGACCUUAGCUAUAACAACAUUAAAGUUCUCAGUCCAGAAUUACUCAUGAAAUUGCCAGCUCUGAGAUGGGCUUCAUUCUCGCACAAUGUCUUACAAGAACUCACUGAAUCAGCUUUUCAAAAUCUCAGAAAUCUUACAGUUCUAGAUCUGUCCCGCAACCAUAUAACAAAUAUUCGCCCAGGUUGUUUUUCAGCAUUACUAUCUCUGAAAAGACUUGAUUUGAGUGGCAAUAAGUUGUCUUCCUUCAAAGGCGAGUUCUUCGUCACUAGAAGAAGCAAUGGAACACAACUAGAGGAACUUGACCUCUCUGAUAAUGAUCUUAGUUAUUUAUUUCCCUCUUCAUUUAGAGUACAUCCGAGACUUCAGAAACUUUCUGCAGCGAGAAACCGGUUCAGCUUUUUUCCUGCUGAACUAAUAGUAGGCUUGAACUACUUACAAGAUAUUGAUCUAGGAGAAAAUUUACUGAAAAGCUUGGAAGACUUUGACUUUGGACGCUUACCACGACUUAAUUUAUUGAAGCUGAAUAAAAACCAACUAGAUUCAAUUAGUGAAACAGCAUUUCAUAACUCAACUCAAUUACAAAUUAUUGAUUUGUCUGAAAAUAAGUUAGAGCGGUUGGGUGAGAGGACAUUUCAAGGUUUAGGGAGACUCAAGCUACUUGAUUUGAGUGACAAUUUGUUGACUGAGUUGCCAGAAUCUAUAUUUGAAAGAUCACGUCUUCGUAUGUUGGAAAACAUUGACCUUUCUAAAAAUCUGUUUGAAAUACCACCCUUAAAAGCUUUACAGAGACAAUACUUCUUCUUAGCUUCUGUGGAUUUAUCAAAUAAUAAACUCACAGAUAUUCCUCCUGAUUAUAGCAUUAUGGUAAAUAUUAAAAAAUUAGAUCUCUCAUUUAACCCAUUAACACCAGAAUCUAUUGUAAGUAUAUUAGGAGAGCCAAAAACUGUCAGAGAAUUAAAUUUAGCUGGUACUGGAAUCACUCAUAUAACACGAUUGGAAAGUCCAUUUCUCUACCAUCUUAACCUAUCCCACAACCAAAUUUCUGAUAUUCCUGAAAAAGUUUUUGAAAGACCAACACUCUUGAAAGUAAUAGAUUUGUCAUUUAAUAAAAUUGGCGACAUCAGUGGAACCCUUUCUCAAGUAUGGUCAAAGCUGAAAAAUCUUCAUACUGUCGAUUUGUCCUCAAAUCCAAUCAAAAGUAUUGUACAGGGGGAUCUUGAUGGUCUAGAAUCUCUCAUAAGGUUGAAUAUAUCAGGUUUAGAAGAAUGCUCCCGAAUUGAGAAAAUGGCUUUUAAAUCUCUGGUGAACUUGGCAGAGCUUGAAGCUUAUGGAUAUCCAAGAUUGGGAUAUCUUGAUAUAACUGGACUUCUCCACAGCCUUCCUUCAUUGGAACUUCUUGAUGUAGAAGUAAAAGAUUCGGCUGUAGGAGGAGAACAGUUAUCAGCUGCAAUGAAUCCACGUUUAGCUACACUUGGCAUCCGUGGUUCUAGGGUUCACAGUGUCAGUUCAAGUACAUUGGCUGGUUUGAAGGUUCCAAACAUUAAUGUCUUCAUAAAGGGAACUUCAUUAACAUCUUUGCCUCCUGCUUUGCUUAUACCGUUACCCAGGUCAUCCAAGGUCAGACUUGAUGUUGGAGGAAACCAACUAACCACAAUUAGCCGACAAUUUUUAUCUGCUUUAGAUGAUCGUAGGGGAGAUCUUGUGCUUUUAGGUUUAGCUGAUAAUCCAAUUGUUUGUGAUUGUAAUGCCAGAGCCCUCCGGAGAUCAGGAUUAGUAACAGGUGUAGUCUGUUCAAAACCUGCUCAUUUAGAUGGAAGGCUUCUAGCAGAAAUUGGAGACGAUGACUUGACAUGUGAUCGUACUUCAACAACAACUGAAGCUCCAACAACACCCACUAGGAUGAGUCAUAUUACCCAUGGGCCAACUGAACCUGACAUUAUUUGGUCUGUACCAACAACUCAUCGUCUUCCUGCAAAGACAAUGACACCUACUGUCACAAAUGAUGAUACACUCAUCAUUAGUAUUGUAGGAAGUGUAGUAGCUUUUAUUGCUGUCCUUAUAAUUAUAACAUGCUUAGCUAGAGUGCGGUGGGGUGGUGAAAGAUACCGUGGGCCAGUUCCUCACUGUAACAGUCCAGCAUGCCCGUGUCCAAAAGUUAUUUUACCCAUGCCUUACGCUACCCUUCCAGGUAAAAGGUUAGCUUCAGUGUCACCUCCGCUAAGAGCAUCUUAUUCUACUCUUGGAAGGUAUCCUCCUCCUUCUCAACCAUUCUAUAUUGCUUACCCUCCGGGAGAAGAAAAGGAAAAUUCAAUGACAAUGAGGUAGUACAAAAUUCCAAGAUAACUUAAUAUAUUACUACAGUAACAAUGAGAAAAUAAAGUCAACAGUUUUUUAUUUAUAUUUGGACUAUCACUUCUUAAAUUACAAAAUAGGAAAGAAGUGUAAAAAUGUAAAUUACAUUGUAAGUUAAAAAAACUGUAGGUGACACAAAAUAUCAAAAUUCUGCAAAAUUGGAUGCAGAUAUAAAUAAGAAUAUGCUCAAACUAUGUAAAUAACUAAACAGGAUAAAAUAAUGCCUGUAUUGAGUAAUUAUUUUAUUGUUCAUUUUAAAUAUGAACAAUAAAAAUUGAAUGAAUUAUUGAUGAUUUUGAAUUUUAAAUAGUAUUAAUAUUUAAUAUUAAUUUUAUUAUGUAAUCGUGUGAAUAAGAAACAAAUACGUGUGAUAGUUAGCUAAGACAACGUUAAUGGUUAAAGCUUUACAUGUGGAACCUAAUCCUCUUAAUCAAUUGGAGAUUAGUUAAUUUUUUAUCAUAUAUUUAAUAUGUUAUUAAUAAAUAAAUAACAUGAAUGUACAUACAUAUAUAUGAUAAAAUUAUAAUUAUUUAUCAUAUAAGAUUUGUCGUACUUAUGAUCUUUAGAAAUAAUUGGUUAAUAUGAGCUUGGAAAUACAUGUUUUCAAAGAACUAUUUUAAUUUACUGUUAUAACAAAGGAGCAAAUUAUUGAUGCCAUGUUCAAAAAUUAUGCUGGGAAAUAUUAUUUUGAAAGGACAUAUCAUUCAUCGUUUUCUCAAUUAGUCAAGAUUGAUAAACAGUGAUUGGUUAAAAGAGGUUCAAAUACAAUAUCUACCAAAUAUUACAAAAACCAAAUGUAUUAAUAAAGUCUAAUGUAUGUUUUAUUAGAAUUAUUCCACAAAAUUAUGGAAAACAAACCAAUUUAUGCUCAAAACAAUAUUAGUUACAUUUUAAGAUAGUGUUCUUUUUGUUGCUGACAAUAAUAUUCUAUAAGAAGUCAAUAUACCCACAUUUCGUUAAUAAUUUUCAUAAAACCACAAAAUGAUUAUGGGGCAUCUCAUGUUAGAUAAAAUAAAUUUGGAUUAAAAAGGGUUACUUCUAAAUAUUAUUUGAGAUGGAAAGUUCAUGAUUUGAAGAAAACUAAAUUACCUUAUGAUCUGGAAUCUGCCAAGAAAUUUUUUAUUAAAAGAAAAUAUAUUAACUUUUGACAGAAUGCUAAUACAUUCUGAAUUUAUGUCUGUGUGUUUGUGUAAAGUGAAUAUUUUCAGAAGAUUAGUCCAAAAAUUCCACACAAAAAUUAAGACAUAAACUGUAUUUACUUAAAUUUUCAUAAUUGUUACAAAAUAAAUUAUUAACUUUGUGCCCUGUGAUUUAUGAAAUUAAGAUUAAAAAAUAAAUAAAUAGAAGAAUGCAGGAAUAUUGUUCAAAAUAAGUAUAGUUGUAUUUUAAGUACUGUUCAUUCUUAUUCUUUAAGCAUUUUUUAUUGUUAUGUUCAAAAAAUAUAAUUGUUUCAUCCAUAAGAACACUGAAAAGUUUUCUGUUCUUAUAAAUUAUAUGUAUAAUAAUUUUUUUAAAUUUUUUUAUAAUGAUUCGAAAUAUAAUAAAACAAAUGGUUAAAAAAAAAAAAUAGAAAUGCUAGAAUUUGUGUGCAAUAACUAGAACACACAGAACUGUAAAUAUUUUUCGCAUGGUAUUAGGUUAUAAAAUAAAAUUAGUUAUCUUUCUAUUUAUAAUUUGAAAAUAUAAAUUAUUAUUGUAAAAUGAUUUUCCAAUAAAAGAAAGUAAAAAAUCUA